This is a messenger RNA of Gambusia affinis (western mosquitofish), 6584 nucleotides long. RefSeq lists its product as uncharacterized. NCBI's taxonomy places the organism in Eukaryota, Metazoa, Chordata, Actinopteri, Cyprinodontiformes, Poeciliidae. The coding region runs from base 479 to 1108 and encodes 209 amino acids. The record is from RefSeq and is a predicted model, not a curated record. The transcript has a single exon.
UACCGACUUGGUAUCGAUAUUAUUUGUACUUCUGUUUAGUUGUCACUAUAGUUGCUGGUUGUCCACAUGAAUAAAACGGGAUUCAGAUUCUGUUAGGUCAUAAAAAAAUCUAUCUAAUUAGAGGGAAAGGAUAUUAUGAAUAGACUUCACUUGAGUGAGGACACACAGGGAGCCUAAUAGUAAGUAUUCACGUAAUAAUGAUGUAAGAUCAUUCAUCCUUUCCAUCACUGCUGCUCUCUGAUGCUGCCCCACUCGCUUCGUGCACCACAGCAGACAGGUUGUCUGCAACAGGGGGGUGGGGGGGAGUGCGUGGGGGGAUGUUGCAGCUGCUGUCCCACUCGGCGCUGCGGAGCCUGUGUUAACUCAUCAUCUGUGUUUCGACUGGGAAGAUUUAAAAACAGAAAGAAAGAAAAAAGAUAUAAGGACCAGCCUUGUUAACACCUGAGAGGAUCGAGCUAAGGUAAGACGCAGCGCAGAGAUGAAGCCCCGUCUUCUGGGCGGCGGCAGGACAACCAGGAGACUUUUGUCGGCUUGCCUCAUCUCGGCGUGCCAAGCCCUGCACAGCUGCGGGGGAGUCAAGUGCGUGGAUGGCCAUCAGUGCUGCCUGCUGCCCGUCCCAGGGAACGGCAGCUCCGGCUCCGCGGAGAGCUGCUGCAAGCUCCCCAUCCACGUCUUCUUCGACAACGUCGGCUGGUUCACGCGGAAGCUGUCGGGCAUCUUGAUCCUACUGCUGCUCUUCGCCAUGGGCUACUUCAUCCAGAGGAUCAUCUGCCCGCGGCCCCGCCACCGGCACCAGAACCAGGAGCACGCCGAGGAGCCUUCCCUCUUCCACGGACCCACGUCGGCGUCCCAGGAUCUCCUCCUGGAGCCCUACCCGGAGUGCACCCUGGGGGACUUCGCCUCCCCGAACCUGCCGGCCUACGACGAGGUCAAGUACCUGCCCACGUACGAGGAGAGCAUGCAGGAGAUGCACCGGGACCGGGAUCGGGACCGCACCGAUGAUGACCUGUUGUCCGGAACGGAACCGGCGGCGGCGGCGGCGUCCGGAGAGCAGGGUCGGGAUCUUCUGGGGGUGAGCCCCGCAAGGACAGCUCGGAACUCGGUGUGAAAAGAGAGCAGGAUCCGGACAGUGAACUGCCUGACAGUAUUACUAAUUUAUUAUUAUUAUAUCAUCAUCAUCAUCAUCAUCAUCAUCAUCAUCGUGAGGGAGGUGAAGGAGGUUUCGCAGAGAUACAAACUCAAGUGCAAUUAUAAUCCUGAUUGUAAAGAAUAAAGGAGGAGGCUGAGAAUGUAAACGUGUUUUGGAAGAUAAUACGUGUCUGCUCGCCUUUUCGUAUGCAAAUGCCGCCUCGGCAGAGGGGAUUAGAGAGCAUGCAGGAGGCGCCUUAAACCGAUGCUCAUUGUGUUGAUGGGACAGCUAAUUUGGUGCCGGGACAAUCACAUUAAGUUUUUUCGCGGCACCAUGAAAACACUCUCGAAAAUGUGACCUUUUAUUUCUAUACAUUCUGAAUAUUUAGGGAAGGGGAGGUUUGCGACCAAAUGGAAAAACACUUUCUCCUCAAAGUUGAAUGUGGACGGACUAAAGUGAGGGGUUCAUCUGCAUCUGGGAUACUUCCAGUUAAAUGAUAUCUUAUCAGCAUGAAAGCAACAGUCCGUUCAUUUUCACAUGGUAGCCCGUAGAUAAGCGCUUUAUGGGUAAUCUGAACCGUGUUUCAUGUGUUUGUUGACAGAUAAGCCGCCACAAUAUAUAUAGAUAAAAAAAACAACAACAAAAAAAAAACAAUUCCAGCAGCAUUUUGUAGCCUGGAGUUGCAUGAAUUGAGGGGGGACGGCAGAUGUUGCAGCGUGCAUGCUGAUAGGUGCAUGUUGGCAAGAAAUGUGGGAAUCAGAUCUAAUAGGGAGGAUUUUAAUAAGCUAGAAUAUGGUGUAAAAGUUCAUUUCAGUCUUUCAAAUAGGUCCCAAUUAUGUGCGAAAUGGAUUCAUUACAUACAGUAUGUUCCACGUGAUCUUUAUUGUUAUGACCUAAAAUGCUGAAAGCUUUUAACACGUUUUACUAUAAAAUCUUGACCAAGACUGGUUUCCUCAAGGAGGGUUAGGCUCAAAAGGUUAUUGUUGAUGAAGUUGCCUGGUGACAGACUGUUUUGUCCUGUAUUGUUAGCAGAAAGUUUAGUGGAAGAAAAAGCUGCGGUCGUAAAGCAGCGCCCACUUAGGAGCUGCGUGGAGAGUCAAAAGUUGUGGACAGCAGCUGGAGACAUCCAGGACAGACGUUGCUACUGUGUCCUUGCGUUAAGGAAAAAUGGAAAUAUAUAUAUAUUUUUUUUUUCUUUUAGGUUCGAAAGAGACGCUCAUAAUAGAUACUGUAGGUUCUCACAAUCAGUUGUGAUUUGGGGAACCGUGUCAUCUUCUGGUGUCGGCCCACUUUCACCAUGUCCAAAGUCAGAGCAGCCGUUUACAAGGACAUUUCAGACUUCAUGCUUCCUUCUGCUGACCGGCUUUACCGAGAUGCCGAUUUCAUUUUCCCAUUACCGGCACACACCGCCAAAGGUACCGAAAGCUGGUUCCAUGACCGCGGUGUUCCUGUUCUUGAUUGGCCAGCAAACUCUCCCGACCUUUAACCCCACAGAGGAUGUAUGGAGAGUUCUUCAAGAGGCAGACGAGAGACAAAGGAACCAACACUUGCUGAUGACCUGAAACCAGCCAUCGAAGCGACCCGGGCUUACAUGAAGCAGACCGAUCACCUCCAUGAUCAUUACAUAAAACUAGCCAGACAAAAGAGACUCAAACUCGCAUUAGAUGAAUUUGUCACCUAUAAAACAGCCGGUCAGGGUUAGUUUUUGUUUUAUCGUCCUGGUUUUCAAUCAAGAUUAAAUAUACCCUCCUAAAAUAAACAAGCUGUCCCUCCGCCAUGCAUCUGAUGACAUCACAUAAGACGACUGAUUAGUUAUUCAAACAUCUCCUUCUUGCUUGUUUUUUUGUUUGUUUGUUUUUUCAUUUAUAAGUCCAAUUGUUGUUUCCUGCAGAACUGCUGCAUCACCCACUACUUCCAUCGCAGACUUACCAGUCAGAAAACUUGGCUGUCACAUGAUUGUUAAAGUGGUAGAGGUAAAGAGGUUUUGGCAUGUAAACAACAAUAAUACCAUUAAAAAUAAUAUGUCUUUAAUCUUUUUUCCCCCCCACAACUUUAACGUGACAGAUAUUCGUUACAAUUCAACUAAGAAACACUUUUAUUAGUGGGAAGUAGUUUUGGCACUACAGUUCUGUACUGAAUGUUGACGUGAAAGGAAAAGGGGUGGAGAUGCAGCAGAUGCCCCGGCGUUCUCUUUCCCUUCGUUGAAAUCCAUCAGCAUGUGACUAUUUUCCCACUGUAACACGCAGGAGCUCCGCCGACACAUCCCUUGCCCCACCGCUCUCUUCAGGCAAUCGCUCUCAUUUUCUAUCAGCUUCGUGUCUGAACUCAUUCCAAAACCUUCAUUUUCUCCCAGUGAACGAUCAAUUCUACUGGCAACUUAAACGUACACUUGCACUCACAAGUGUUGCCGAAAACGCGAAGCCUCUUCACCUUCAGCUUUCUAGCAGAGGACCAGUCAAAAUAUAACAGCUAUCGAGAAUCAUGACACAAUUUCAUCUCAACAAAUCCCACACUUCCACGCAAAGAAAGGCAGCUCCAGAUCAUGAUGCUACUGCCGCCGUGUUUCACUGUGGUUAUGGUGUAUGAGCCACGCACAAUGUUUUAGAACGGGUUCAGCCAGCUUUGAAUCUUUUCUUUGGAAACGAAGGGCUUUUGUUUUUGAACCCUAUGUCAAACUAUAAACACAGGACAAUGUUGUCACAAUUAAAUCUCAGCCAGUGCAUCCAAAAAAGUCCUGCAGCCUUUUCAGUGUCGCUGUCGGCCUCUAGCAUCCAUUCUCUACCAGUUUGUCUUUUUGUAAUGUCACUAUUGUUGCAUAUUUUCUCUUAUUACCAAUGAUUGUUUUUACUGUGCCGCAUUAAUGCAAUGGGAAACGUUUUAAUCAUGUCCUUCCCCUGACUGGUACGUUUGGACGGUAGGACCAUUUUGAUCCUUUGGCACCUCUCUGCAAACUUCGGCUUUUGGCUGAAGGACUCGAACGGUUGGACGGCGGAACAAGGCGUGUAACCACGAACACUGAAUGUAAAAACUGAACCAAAGUGUGAUGGAACAGAGUGUGUAUCGAAGGGUCUGCGCAUUUACACAGCUUUCCUCUUUGUUCAACAUUUUCCCACCUAACAGAAUUGCUUGUUUGACGUACACAGGAUGAAAUUUUCACAUUAAAACUGAAAACAUAUUGGCGGAGGAAAAAAGUUAUUACGGCCUCAUUUUUACAAAAACAUCGCAAUUUCACAAGGUUGUGUAAACUUUCGGCAUGCAGCGUAUAAUGAGCCCUGUUCUGUCAGGACAACCCGAAUCAUUUCCCUCACUGGGAAGAAGUAGGAAAAUGUCUUUGGUCAGCAGUCAGAAAGGGAGAAGACGCUUGGGUAAGCUAAAAUAGUUUGAGUCCGGACUGCAUCGAGGAACUACUCUAGAAAAUAUGGUCAAUAUUUGAGAUGACGCAAGUCAAAUACUUUGAAAACUAACUUGGCGAGGUGUGAAAUUGCAUGGAAACUAAUCAGAUAUAAUUAGCUUGCAUGAAUUUUGACAGAUUUGUCCUGAAGACGAUCGUCGACGUCAUCAUCAUCUUCACCAUUUGCUUCAGCUUCACCCUCUGUCUUGGUUUUGGGGGUCGUCCGGGUCAAAGUCUGGCUCAGAGACAUAGAUGGCUGAAAUGCUCACACACUGAAUGCUUCAGAAACAUUUAAGUGUGAAAAAGAUAACUUAAAAAGAAGAAUAGUCCACUGCAUAGUGAAUUUUAAAGCUACGUGGAAAGACAACUCGAAUAUCAGGUGUCAGGUACCACGACGGACGCUUUGAAACGCUUCAUGUUUGAGGAACCAGAGCACGUGUUUCUUUUCUCUUUCUUGUUAAGCCAAAGAAGAAUGUAUUCGAAACAAUAUUCUCAUUUCUAUUACGGUGAGAAAUGCAUGUUAAAAACUAAUUUUUUCUCAAAUUAAUACAGUAGUGACGAGCGUACGUCGAGCUGUCGCGAGAGUCAUAUUCUUUUGCAGCUUUUAAAAGCUUGUGUUGUCCAGGGAGAAUGAAUGUGUGCAAAACAGGCCAAUGACUUUUAAAACUGAGCAUACGCUGGUUUGAACACAUUUUCUGCAAUUCAUGCAAAGUCAAAGUUGUACAUGGAGCCUCAAACAUAUCCAAAAUGCUCACUGAUGUGUGGUCAAAUGUCUCUUAUCACAUUUAACCACAUGGUUCAAGACAUGGGGUCAGCAUGCCCAGGGCAGCCAUCUUGUUUGACCAGCGUGUUUUACAACUUCUAAUUAUUUGAUCGUUGACUUCAGGUCAACUCAUAAGAGGGACGGUUGACAUAAAGCCUUUUUUUAAAAAAAAAAAAGAUAAUUUUGUCAUUUGUAAUUCCUUUGUAAGAAAAGAAAGAGAGGGGGGGAAAAAACUAUAAAAAUUGGAAAUCGAAUUUAGCAUACAAAAAACUAAAAAUCUUGAGAUUUUAUGUUUUAGCCAUAAUAUUCCAGCCUUAAGGAAAAUUUUAUUUGAGGUAUUUCUGACUGGAAUUGCCCAGCAACCAGCCAGGUUUACACCAGAGGACUGCUGACAGCCACAAAAAGAAAAGUGUAGCACCUCUUCAACGGGCUAAAGGACAUUUUAGCCCGCAAAUGCGGUAAACGCAUUCAUUCCAGUCUGCACGUACAGAUUUGACCCUGUGGUAUAAAAGAAAACCCACAAUACAGUCAAACAUCUUCAACAAAGAUGCAUCAUCAUCCCACUACGAAAAUAGAAUCUUUCAAAUGCGUUCCGAGAAGUACAUUUAUGCCCGUGUAGCACAUUUCAUUGACGUUUUCAGACAUCUCUUCCUAACAAGGCAAAAACGUGGAGCUUCUCUGACCGACUCUGCGGAAACUAAGAGGCUGGAGUGAUUGCCGUUCGCUUCUGUAAUCCAACACUGCCAUGGCCGAGCUGAUAGCGAUCACUGAUGGCUGACAUUUAAAAAGCAUUAAAACCGAGCAGCAAAAGCCGCCUUGCAGGGGGUUCAGGAGGCGCGAUGCGUGAACGCAACUCAACUCUGUCUGGAUCAAAGGGCGUCGGCUCCGGUUUUUUAGGAUGUUGUGAUAAAGAUGUUUUUAUCUUCCCCCAGAAAAAAACAAAACAAAAAAAACCCAACAACGCUGGUUGUUUUCCGGUUUUCUUUAAAGGCAGCCGUCACCAAUCAAAACGAUCUGUAAUAUUUUUGCAGAAACAAACGGGACGAGAGAUCGUGGUUGUUGUUGUUUUUUUUUUUUUUUCUAUAAUCCAUUUACUCCAUCGCUUACUGGACAAAAGAACAGAAAAGGUCAAAUCAAUGAAGCUUGUUCUCCUCAUAAAUUUUACAUGAGCUCCCAGCAGCAUCUCUUGACUGUCUGAGUAGUGUGUGAGCGCUAGUUUAAAAACGAUCAAAUCACUCUUGUGAAGACGAGGCCCAUCGUUCAGAUCGUAGCGCAGAAUUUGGUUCUAAAUAUAUAGAUAU